Messenger RNA from Alternaria alternata, 915 nucleotides. RefSeq lists its product as hypothetical. Gene Ontology annotation, biological process: regulation of DNA-templated transcription. Gene Ontology annotation, molecular function: zinc ion binding; DNA-binding transcription factor activity, RNA polymerase II-specific. Bases 1 to 915 code for a protein of 304 amino acids. The record is from RefSeq and is a predicted model, not a curated record. NCBI's taxonomy places the organism in Eukaryota, Fungi, Ascomycota, Dothideomycetes, Pleosporales, Pleosporaceae. The transcript has 2 exons.
AUGCCGUCGAGAAGAGCGAUAGCAUGCGUUACAUGCGCCAAAGCAAAGACUAAGUGCAACAAAGCGUUACCUUCAUGCUCUCGGUGCAUCACUAAAGGUAUCAAAUGUCAACCGAGAUCCACUCGUCGCACAUCAGACAACCACGGUCGAUCAAGCGUCAAGAAACAACCUAGAUUACCGGGAUAUCCUGCUGCCAAAGCUAUCUCAAAUCGACACUUACAUGUCUCGUCUGUUAGCUUACCUGUUUCCAAAGAGCCUGGAAUUACCUCUGCCACACCUUAUGUUGAUUCCGAAAGUACCGCAACAUCUAGUUGUCAGGAGUCAGGACUUCCGAGCUUUCCUAUGCUCGCCCCGAUCCUAUCGCAAGGGCCACAAGUUUCUUACAACUGCUAUGCUCAUGUAGACGGCCCCAUGUAUGACCCGAGCAUCUUCGCGCGGCCUAUGGAUGCGGACAAUCAUCUCCACCUAGGCGCUAUAUCACCACAGACACCCAGCCCAGUCACCCUUUACGAACACGUAUCCGUAUUGAACGAUCUGGAUUAUCACCAGUACGAUGAUUCGUGGUUUAAUGAAAUGCACAUGUUAGAUGGAGUUGAGUUCGAAGUUAGUGCUGCGGGUUUUCCACAGGAGAGAUGGGUUGUACCAAACUCCACAAACAUGGUGCCAACAGCGCAGGUACCAUGGUCUCUUUAUGACCUCCCGGAUCUACUGCAAUACAAGCUGGACGAAUCAGUAUCACAUCUCGGCGGGAUGGCCUCUCCAGCCCAGUACCAAUUCGGAAAUGACCUGGACUCAAUUCAACCUGAAUCGACGUUUUACAGACCUACUGUCACCGACAUGACGGUCCUCACAUCAGCACCGUUCUUGUACGACUUGAAUGCAGCGACAAGUUAUGCACCAGUCUGGGAGGGCUGA